Molecule: messenger RNA, 564 nt
Organism: Didymella exigua CBS 183.55
Lineage: Eukaryota; Fungi; Ascomycota; Dothideomycetes; Pleosporales; Didymellaceae
Exons: 1
Coding region: 1-564 (187 amino acids)
Source: RefSeq, a predicted model, not a curated record
AUGACCGACGCCGACACGCCCGCCCGCCCACGCCUCCCCACCCCCGGGCUCUCCUCGUCGCCCACCUCCCCCGUAAUCGACUACUCGCCGCACACAGUCCCGUACAACGAGGACUUUGAGAACGAGCUAAUGGCCAUCAUUCUGCACGCGCCGCCCGCCACCUCGCCGCGCCGCAGGACCGACGAGCCGCCCAUGAUCAGCGCCGCCGAUCUGCCCAUCGCCCUCACAUCACACCUGCGCACGCACCCCAGUCCCAUACCGGGGCUGCUGCUGACCCACGCCAACGGCUACCAUACGGGCGGCAUCGGGCCGAGUGCGCAUGCCGUGCGCGCCUUUGCGCUGCGGUUUGUGGCCGAGCGCGACAUUGCGCCCGGCGAUGUAAAGGCCCUACAGCGAGCCGUCGACGCAGAGGUGCAGAGCAGGCUUGAGGAGGUCAGGCGCAGGAUGCGGACGAGAGAAAAGGCCGUCAGGGCGAAUGACAGGGUGAGGCGGGAGCUGGACGAUUUGAGGUUACAGCGGCAAGCGGAGCUUAGGGUGCUGGAGAGGAUGAAGGGGAGGAGGUGA